AUGUCCGCACCGAAGUCAUUUCCGCCCUCUAACAUAACGGCGCCGCCAGACCCCUUCCUACAGCCUCGCCUCGUUGUCCGACGCGUUCCGGGAAACACCUCACCUCCCCCCUUUCUCCCUCUCAUUUCCCCUUAUGAGCCUCCUCGAUCCCCCCCCCCCUCCUCCCCCCUCUCGUAUCCUCCCCUUUCACCUGCUCGUUCCCUCCACUUCUCCCUCUCGUUGCCCCGCGUGCUGCCACUCCUUUCCCCUUUGUAUCCCUCUCAUUCAACCCCCCUUCUCCCUCUCUUUUCCACCCCUUUUCCUUCUCCUUUUCCCCCCUUCUCCUCUCAUCUCCAACCGUGCUCCCUCUCAUACCCGCCCCUUAUCCUGCUCAUUGCCCUCCCUUCUCCUUCUCAUUUCCCCCCCCCUUCUCCCCCUCAUGCCCCCGUGUUCAACCCCCCUCUCCCCUCUCUGCCUUACACUCCUCUUACCCAAUUCCCAUCUCUUCCGUACAUCAUUCUACCCCCACCUACCGUUCUCUGCCCCCCUUCCCUCACCCCCUCAACCCCACCGCUCACCUGCCCCCCACCGCCCUUUCCUCAUCCCCCUCACCUUUCCUCCCCCUCACCUGGUGCAGCAUGA
Closterium sp. Naga37s-1 is the source of this 621-nucleotide messenger RNA. The record is from the annotation of a GenBank genome assembly. Lineage: Eukaryota; Viridiplantae; Streptophyta; Zygnematophyceae; Desmidiales; Closteriaceae.